AUUAGGUUUACAGACAGUCAAGUAAUGUGAGAGAGAGAGAUAGAGAGAGAGAGAGAGAGAGAGAGAGAAUUCACCAUUAGUAGAGUUGAUGUUUAAUAGUGAUUGACCUUUGGGAUUUGGUCGAAUUGAGGCUAUUCAUCGCAGGGACGGAACACAUUUACGGAGCUUCGAACGGUUACGUUGGUGGAUGAUGAGACCGAGUUAAUGCGAAAGAGUGGGAGGAGUGGUAUGAUCGACGGUAAUGCUUGAGUAAAUGGUAUAUGUUUGCCGAAAGCUGAAUACGUUACAGAGCCAUUGUUUGGUGUUUCGAGCUUCAGAGACUCAAGGUGCUGGUGAUGAAGAUUAACCAAACCUAAUAACAACUGGGCCUAAGAAAGUGAUAGCCCAUCAAAAGUAUUAAUCGUUUCAACAUCGAAAUCGAAACAAAAUGAAAAUAAAUGAGGACAUGUGUCACAAAAUGCCCCAAGAACAUUGGUGAGGUGGCUCAAGGAGGAGAGAGACAAGCCGACUUUAUUGUAUAAGAUAAUUCUUAAAUAUUUGUUUGGACUCAUGGUUCUGAAUUGUUUUUCUUGAUGUUUUUAGGCCAAAAUUUUAAUUUAAAACUUGUUAAUCUUUACAAGAGUCUGCAGGAAAAUAAGAUAUAUAUCAUACAAAUACCAUACAAGAUUUUAAACUAUUAAGUUUCUAGCUAAAUUAUCUCUCUUACUAAAAGUGAACCUAAUUAAAGUAAACAUGUCUCUUAGACAGUCUUACCAUUUCCUAAUAAUGGUGUUAUUUUAUGUAACUUUGUAACUUUGUAACCGUGGAUUCGUUGUUCCUUGGUUCAGAACGGUAAUGACUGUCAUAACUUAAACAUCAUCUUAACAUUUACACACAAAAAAAAAAACUUAAACAUCAUUUGUCUUCAUUGAUGUAUUUAAUCAUAACGUAUACACUCGUGGUUUUGAGUUGUUUUGUCUUGAUGUCUUUCAUUUGAGUUAUGUCAGUGUCCGAGAAAUGUAUUUUUAAGAACCAAGAGAGAGAGAGAAUUCUUUCUAGAGUCUCUCUCCAACCUUCAGAAAAUCCUAGCGUCGCCGUCAAAUUGUUGCAGAUCUUGUGGAGGAGCUCGAUGGUAAGCUUGUAGUGCGGUACUCUUCGCAUCCAUCCUUUCUUUAUUCGUCGCCUCAACCCCAAGUUGUUGUCUUCUUGUCUCUCUUCUUUGCGUGAUAUUUUUGGAUUCUCUAGCUCUCCAAAACUUUCAAAAAUCAGAGGUGUCUUUGGUUUCUAUAGAACUCUGUCAAAAAGAAAUGAGAAUGACGAUUCUUGAGAGUCCUUGGAACUCACCUAAACCUCUGACUGCGCUCGUUCUGGUCAGAUUUGAGAUUCGAGACCUGCUGGAAACUCUGACGUGUCACUACAGUCUCCACUCUCCAGUCUUGCUGCUCUUCCCAGUUGGUCUCCACUAUCAGUUUGUUUCAGAGUUUGUUUGUAGAGCUUCUCCUCUCAGUCUCUGAGUCAAAGGUGGUUAUUAGGCAAAUCACCGAGGACCUCUAUUUCCUUAGUUCGAAAGAGAAAAACCAUGAUGGUCUCUGGUUUUAGCUUGGUAACUCCUUCUUGAUGCCGAUGUUGUUCACUUGGGUUUUGAGGACAACCCUUAAUUACAAUGUCACCUGCUUCAAGGCUGAGGCUUCUUCUAUCUACUUUGAAGGAGUAUAUACACUUUUUCUUUCGUCUAUUUCAUCCUUCUAUGCUCUGGUUCUAGCUUGUGUGUGUCUUGAAGUCGUUGUUGUACCCAUUGUGUCGUGUAGCGGGAUAGGGAUCAGAUCAACCGUCUGCGCUUGACUGUAGCCAGUAUUUCAUUUUUAAACGGCGUCGAGGCCGGAUAUUUAUGUUUGCAAACAUCGAGCAAGCUAACUUUGUUGGCCAGCGCCCUCUUUCAGCAGAGCUCCGGAAUGGAAGCCAGCCGUCAUCGUCUAUGCCUGCUUGGAGCAACCUUCGUGAGAUGUGACUAAACAUCGAUCUCUUAUGGCUUUACUCUUAUUGUUUCUGGUUGCUCCAUUAAUAUGAAAAGUGCUUGGGAGGAGGAUAUUAAAUUGUUAGUCUUGGUCCUAGUUUGCUAUUAUGUUCAAGCUUCCAUUGUUUGGUUAGGAUUGAACAUAUCUCUUUGUAAUUUAGGGGUUUUUUAAAAACUUUUGUGCAGCUAUACAAUUUCAAAAUGACUGAAAAGUAGACUGGAUUGCUUUAACAUGUAACCAAACCAUCAUUCUUUGCAAAGACAUUUACAGUUUAGUAAAAAAAAAAAAUUAAGAACCUACAAAACGAACAUCAUCACGGAUCUCAUAACAGUGAAACGAACUGAUCAUUUUAUUUCAUUUUUCUUUAUAUUGAUCUUUUAAAUCUGGGACCAUGCAGAAAUGAUUUUUUGACAAAAGACAAAUCCUUAUUUGUCAAGAAGGCGUAAGUACUCGAGGAUGAUAUAACAAUAGUAUAAGUUUUAGUCUUCUAGAAUGUAGUAUAUCAUUUCAAAAUGUCCAUCUAAAAUAAAUAUUUAAAAGUCUAAAAAUAGAAUUAAAAACGAGUACUUGAUUUUGGACUUUCGAAACCGUAGUUAUUUUUCGUUAACUUCGUUUUUGUAAUGAGUAUAAUCUAACUAUCCGAUAUUUAAUAUUUUGUCACAUUCCAUGUUGGUGUAUGUGUUAAGAUCCACAUUAACACUUUCAAAAUAAUAUAACCCAUUUCUAGCAAAAAGAAAAAAAACAGCUUAAAAUAUUAUCUGUUUGAUAAAAAUAUAUUACUUUAUGCGUUUGCAAAAAAAUAAUAUAUAUAUUACUUUAUGGUUUAUAUAUUUAAACCGUUCCCAUGUGGAUGACUGAUUUGAAAUAUUUAGAUUCAGCGCAGAUAAUAGGGAAGAACCCAAACUACUUCACAAGUGUAGCUUUCUUCAAACGUGACACAAUACGAUGAUAUGAUGUUGACCAAACAUAUCUAUCAAUAUAAAUAUAGAGAAGUGAAUAUAAGUACUUUAUAAAUGGCAAAAAGGACUUGAAAUGUACCGACCCAUCCACUUAAAAUCUGUAUGCCUUGCACUUUCUUCUGGUCUAGCGUAUGUAGAAGAGGGUUGGGAAAUAAAGUAUAUACUAACAAAGUAACACGGGAAUAAAGUAUAUAUACUAACAAAAUAGCACCAUUUCGAAUCCAAUUAAAUUACAAUUUCUGUGGUUUGGAAUUGAAGGUCUCUCUUUGAGGCUCUUCUGAAUUAUUCAUCUUAGCCAAAUCCCACUAACACAUCAGCUUUGUCAAUUUUAAGUACUGCCAAUGCUCGUGAAUUUUCAUGUAAAAAUAGUUACAUGUCUAUUAUACCAUUAUAUAUGGCUGUCUUAAUCACAUUUUUCGAUGCAAAGUUUCAACCAACUAAAAGGAAAAAAUCAUACGGUGGCUGCCUCCCUCGAGAUCACUUGUUUCGAAUAUAUCACGUGUCGAUUGACUUAUAUAUCACAGGUGAGACUUUUAAAAAAUUAGUUCAAACUGAAGUAAAGUAAGCAAAGCUGAAUAGAAAACAGAUGCAUAUCUGUAACAUAUACAUACAGUAAUUGACAUCCACAACAUAGAUUGUGUACUAAAAGGGAAAAUUAACUCAUUUUUCAUGAUAAAGAGCUCGAAUAAUACAACGGCAAUGGAUUAGUUUUUUUAAAAUUAGGAAGGUUAUUUUCCAUCUUAAGUUUUUAUAUUGUGAUUUCAUUUUGACUGUAUUUUUGUUUCUCAGAUUAAGAUUUCUCUUACAACUCUUUUUAAAUAGCAUUGCAAAUGAAAAAAGACACUAUAAAUUCAAUAAAGUUUCACAUUCUAAUUUCACAUGCUCUCUCAUAUACUACUAAAAUUAUGGAUAGGAAUGAUUAAAGCCCUAAUUUUGUUGGUUAGUGAAAGAAAAAGUUAGUAUAAGCUUGUGAAACGAGGAAUUACGGCGGCACGUGUGUAAAAGAAUAAACAUGACUACCUUCUUCAUCAGCGCGUACCACGUAAUCAUCUUCUUAUCAACGCGCAUACAACCUAGGGAUGUCAAUUGGGCACAUUGUCCAUGGACGGUCCAUGUCCAAAUCGAUAUAGACUAAUAUGGUCACGCCUAAAUCUGUCCGAAGUAUUUUCUGUCCAAAUGGAUUAUGUCCAGAUACGUCCAAAGUCCAAUGGACAAAAGCAAAUGAACAUGGACCGCCUAAAUACGCCCAUAAUUUUAAAAAUAUCUAGGGUUAGUAUUUGGAGAAAAAAAUCUGAAAUCACAAAUUCACAAAUUCAUAAGUUUAAAACUUUAAUUAUCUUUUGUGAAACAUGAAAUCUAAGUAUCUUUUGUAAAAAAUGAAAUUUAAGUAAAUUUAAGAUGUUAUAUAUAUAUGACAUUGUACAUUUUUUAAGUUUGAAAAUUAGACAUUUUACAUUAAACGGACAUCUGGAUUCCAUGGACAGUCCACCUGGUUAUGGUCCUAUUUGGAUAUGGUCCUAUUUGGACAUGGUGCUAUUUGGGCUCGACCAAAAACGCCCAGAAAAAAAUAAGCCCAUCUAGACACGCCCAAAUCCACCCAAUCCGUCCAGUUGACAUCCCUAAUACAACCUGAGACCUUCUUCUUCUUCUUCUAUUCUUACACUCUACUUAACACACACCCACACAUAUAAAUACACUAACAAGCCGCCAUUCUUACUAUAACUUUCAACUCCAAAGUCCAAACAAUAGCUGAAUAAAAUAUACAAAGAAACCCUAAUAACCAAAUUAGUUAUAUACACAACACACUUAUCCAAACCUUUGCAUUUGGUUUAUAGAUAUGGAUGCAUCACCCAAGUACACAGGUGUAAGGAAGAGGAAGUGGGGCAAAUGGGUUGCUGAGAUUCGUCUCCCAAACAGCCGCGAGAGGAUCUGGCUAGGCUCUUUCGACACCGCUGAGAAGGCGGCGCGUGCUUUCGACGCGGCUCUUUAUUGUCUACGUGGCCCCGGUGCGCGUUUCAACUUCCCGGACAGUCCACCGGAGAUACCUGGCGGACGUUCUUUGACGCCGCAGCAGAUUCAGGUCGUAGCCAGCCGUUUCGCCUGCGAGGAAGUGUUACCACCGCAGCAGCAGCAACAACAACAGCCUCCGGCGUCACCACGUGGAGAUAAGACGGAGGAUGGGGGAGGAAUUUCGGCACGUGGGGAUAUUAGUGGUGGUAGUGGUGGGCCGACGUCAGGUCAAGUUGGGGAAGAUAACAACAACCACGAGGAUAAUAGUAAUGAUACGACAUCGUAUUGGCCGUUUCUGUGGGAGGAGAAUCAUGUGGUUCCUACUACGUCGGAAGAGUUUGGAACUUUUUUCAUGGACGAUGAUUCGACCAAUUUGUAUACGCAACAACAACAUCAGCUCUCAUCUGAUAUUUACGACGAUGGAGCUUAUGCUGUUGUAGAUGAUCUCUCUCAUUACAAUAUUAACCUUUGGAAUUUCUGAGAUCCUUUUUUUUUUAUCAGCGAUCUUGGGCCAAAAUAUUCCAUCAUUGCUGAAGGUGAAACAUUAAGCUACUAGCCUCUUAGUAUAGUAAGAGUGUAAGACUAAUAGCUAGGUAAUUCAUCUUAUUUAUCUUUCUAUUUUUUUUUUAUUUAAAAUUUACACCAA
Molecule: messenger RNA, 5609 nt
Organism: Brassica napus (rape)
Lineage: Eukaryota; Viridiplantae; Streptophyta; Magnoliopsida; Brassicales; Brassicaceae
Product: ethylene-responsive transcription factor ERF016
Exons: 1
Coding region: 4791-5444 (217 amino acids)
Biological process (GO): regulation of DNA-templated transcription
Molecular function (GO): DNA-binding transcription factor activity; DNA binding
Source: RefSeq, a predicted model, not a curated record